Molecule: messenger RNA, 833 nt
Organism: Quercus lobata
Lineage: Eukaryota; Viridiplantae; Streptophyta; Magnoliopsida; Fagales; Fagaceae
Product: myelin transcription factor-like protein
Exons: 1
Coding region: 81-554 (157 amino acids)
Source: RefSeq, a predicted model, not a curated record
UAUAUAUAGAGGCAGACUUGGAAAUUAUUUUAGAAUUUUUUAAGUGUGACAACAUUGAGAGAGAGAGAGAGAGAGACUCCAUGUUUACAAAAGAUUUGUUUUCAUUGUGGAAAAAGAAGAUGAACUUGGAGAAUGUUGUGGACGUGUCUUCUUUCUUGCUCUUUGAAGCAACAGGAGAUUCUGAAGGUGACUGUAAUACCAUAAAGGGUGGUGGUGAUGAUAAAAUUGGCCAAGACAUUGCUAUGGCUGAUGAUGAUGAUGCGGAGUCAUGUAUCUUUGAUUUAUCUGAUUUUCCUAGAGUGAGUGAGGUUGAUGAUUCUGAUAUUCAACCAUGUGUUCUUGAUGAUGAUGACGGUGACGAUGAUGAUGAUGAAGAGGAUGAAGAUGAAGAUGAAGAUGAAGAUGAGGUCCUUAGUUAUAGAAAAUCUACUGGUAAACAAGAUUGGAAGCUAAUGGGCCAUCAAAAAUCAAGUGUUUCUGUUGAUACAAGUAAGGAUUCGAUGAAUGAGGCAGAGAGGAGCAGACUAUUUUGGGAGACAUGCUUGGCAUCCUAAAAAAGUUCCUUUUUUUUUUUUUUUCUUAGCUCUUUUCUAUGUUUGUUUCAUAGAAUUCUCUUUUGGAUUUCUCUUCUUUUUGAGUGGCUUUCGAAAGAGAGAGGAUGAGAGGGUAGUGGUUUUGUUCAUUAGAUUAGGUUCAAACAACUGUACAUAUGUGCUAAUAGUAAUAGACAAGAUAACAUUUAACUCUUCAUACAAGGCAUGUUUGCCAUCAAUAUUCUUCUUUAUGCAUUACUGAAACCUUGCUAUGGUGAUUUUGUUAAUAGCCCAAUUCCA